Molecule: messenger RNA, 600 nt
Organism: Rotaria sp. Silwood2
Lineage: Eukaryota; Metazoa; Rotifera; Eurotatoria; Philodinida; Philodinidae
Source: the annotation of a GenBank genome assembly
AUGAUUCUUCAACGUUGGCUUCCAUGCAUUUGUUGUACGUCAUUAUAUCCUGAGAGUCAGUUUCAAAAUGCUGCUAAACAACAUGAAUUAUAUCACGAUGUAGUUGAAGAAAUUACUUCGAUACCAGAAGAUCUAAUAUUAGAUUUUAUAGAACAACGAGCAAUUACAUUAAGUCACAUCUAUAUGAGUAUUAUUUUAAUUCGUGGUCGUCAAACUGCGUUAAAGGGUCAGGUAGUGCAUUUUCAUGUUGAUACAAGUGUAAUUGUUGAUGAGUUAUUACCAUUUCCACGAUGCUAUGAAUUCUUGGCUGUCGUACAGGAAAAACCACAUCAAAAUAAUGAGAUUCGUACUACUGUUAGUUAUUCGUUUAGUCCAGUACAAGUGUUGAAAGCUCUGAAUUAUUUAAAACAAUAUAAUCAUUUAUAUUCACACAAGAAAUUGAUGACAAUAGAAGAGAUUCAAGAAAUUUUCAAAUGUCGUCAAGAAGAUAUUAUACCAAUUCGCAUUAUCGAUAGCUAUGCAUAUAACAAUGCUACUACCACAGUACCAGUUAUUAAUUCACCGGAAACUUUACUUGGACCUAAGUGUAAAAUUGUAUGA